ACAACGUGCAGGAGUUGUGGCAUUAGUUUUAAAGUAUUACUUUAGUGGAAUAUUAGAAAGGGUGAAUGAGAUGCAGUAUGCCGACCGCCAAAAUGCAUUUCAACGAGAAGCUGCUAAUUUGGCAAUUCGUCAAAGAAUUGAAGGGGCUCAAGAUGAAAAUAUAGCUGGCAAUAACGGUGAAGUCGAUGAAGUCCCUAUCCCUCCAGUGCAAAACAAUGUCAAUGGGAAUGUUGUGUUUCUGCUGGAACAGGAACAGGCCGAACAGGAACAGGAACCUGAACCCGACGGAAAUGAGGAUGAACAAGUUCCUCCAGCACAGGAUCCUCCUCAAGCAAUGCCCAUACCCAUUCCUGGAAAUGGUGAAGAAAGGCAUCCAUAUCAUGCGCUAGCUCGUGAAAAUGCUGAGGCUUUAAAUGCGCUUUUAAAUCGAGAAAUUCCGGUUAUGACACAGCAACUGCAACAGACAAUGGAACUUAUGAAUCAACUGAUCAGGCGCAGUUGGAUAAUUGAAAUACAUUGA
Messenger RNA from Paramuricea clavata, 520 nucleotides. NCBI's taxonomy places the organism in Eukaryota, Metazoa, Cnidaria, Anthozoa, Malacalcyonacea, Plexauridae. The record is from the annotation of a GenBank genome assembly.